AUGGCCAAAUCUGCCCUUUUCCUGUCCCUCUUUGCGCAUCUCGGCCUUGCUGCCGCUGCCGCUGCCUCUUCUUCCUCCACCGCCAGCACUCCCGCUUCUGCUUCCUAUACUACCAUCACCAUGCCAUAUGGCCCUAUAGGGGCAGAUGACUCGGACCCUGUUCAUUUAUAUGCAUCAGUGAUUGAAAUUAAACCUCCGUUGACUACUAUCGCCGCCUGCAUCGCCCCUGUAGAAGAGGCCUGCAAGACUGAAUUUCAGCAGACCUUCACCUACGGUAGCGACACUAUUGGAUACGACACUCUGGAUACGUACAACGGCAUCACCACCUCCAUCCAAAUCGGAUGUACCGUUAAACCGCAGACUGCCAUCUGUAGCGCAUCGUACUUUGUCGCUAUCGCUGGGACCAGCACGAGUUCAGCAUUUACUUCCACUAUUACCGGAUCAGAAGUUGCUCCCGCCCCCGUCAUCAUCACAUCUGGAGCAGAGAAGCUGGCGAAGGAGACUGGAAAGCCGCAGGAGACUGGGAAGCCGAACGGCGCCCCCAAGUCGACGGGCAUGUCUAACUUGGCUCUUGUCGGCGGUGCUGCCGUUGUGGGUGUCAUGUUGGCUCUCUAG
Messenger RNA from Microsporum canis CBS 113480, 615 nucleotides. RefSeq lists its product as uncharacterized. The record is from RefSeq and is a predicted model, not a curated record. NCBI's taxonomy places the organism in Eukaryota, Fungi, Ascomycota, Eurotiomycetes, Onygenales, Arthrodermataceae. Bases 1 to 615 code for a protein of 204 amino acids. The transcript has 3 exons.